Enhydra lutris kenyoni (northern sea otter) is the source of this 1776-nucleotide messenger RNA. Its product is annotated as solute carrier family 29 member 2. Gene Ontology annotation, biological process: adenine transport; thymine transport; nucleoside transmembrane transport. The transcript has 12 exons. Gene Ontology annotation, cellular component: basolateral plasma membrane; plasma membrane. Gene Ontology annotation, molecular function: nucleoside transmembrane transporter activity. Bases 1 to 1371 code for a protein of 456 amino acids. NCBI's taxonomy places the organism in Eukaryota, Metazoa, Chordata, Mammalia, Carnivora, Mustelidae. The record is from RefSeq and is a predicted model, not a curated record.
AUGGCGCGAGGAGACGCCCCACAAGACAGCUACCACCUGGUCGGGAUCAGCUUCUUUAUCCUGGGCCUGGGCACGCUCCUUCCCUGGAACUUCUUCAUUACGGCCAUCCCGUACUUCCAGGGCCGGCUGGCAGGGGCCAACACCACCACGGGGACCCUGGACAGCAACCACACCGGCCCUGCCGACACCUUCAACUUCAACAACUGGGUGACGCUGCUGUCCCAGCUGCCCCUGCUGCUCUUCACGCUCCUCAACUCCUUCCUGUACCAGUGCGUCCCUGAGACGGUGCGGAUUCUGGGCAGCCUGCUGGUCAUCCUGCUGCUCUUUGCCCUGACGGCGGCGUUGGUCAAGGUGGACAUGAGCCCUGGGCUCUUCUUCUCCAUCACCAUGGCGUCUGUUUGGUUCAUCAACUCCUUCUGUGCAGUUCUGCAGGGCAGUCUCUUCGGGCAGCUGGGCACCAUGCCUUCCACCUACAGCACCCUCUUCCUCAGUGGCCAGGGCCUGGCUGGGAUCUUCGCUGCCCUGGCCAUGCUCAUGUCCAUGGCCAGUGGCGUGGAUGCCCAGACCUCCGCCCUGGGGUACUUCAUCACACCCUGCGUGGGCAUCUUCAUGUCCAUCGUGUGUUACCUGAGCCUGCCCCACCUGGAGUUUGCCCGCUACUACCUAGCCAAGAAACCGUCACAGGCGCCAGGGCAGGAGCUGGAGACCAAAGCUGAGCUCCUCCAGUCUGAUGAGAAGAAUGGUAUUCCCAACAGCCCCCAGAAGGUAGCCCUGACUCUGGAUCUGGACGCUGAGAAGGAGCCAGAGCUGGAGCCUGAGGAGCCCCAGAAGCCAAGAAAACCUUCAGUUUUCAUUGUCUUCCAAAAGAUCUGGUUGACAGCGCUAUGCCUUGUGCUUGUCUUCACUGUCACUCUGUCUGUGUUCCCUGCAAUCACGGCCAUGGUGACCAGCUCCACCAGUCCUGGGAAGUGGAGUCGGUUCUUCAACCCCAUCUGCUGCUUCCUUCUCUUCAACAUCAUGGACUGGGUAGGACGGAGCCUGACCUCCUACUUCCUGUGGCCGGACGAGGACAGCCGGCUACUGCCUCUGCUUGUCGGCCUGCGAAUCCUGUUCGUGCCACUCUUCAUGCUGUGCCACGUGCCCGAGAGGUCCCGGCUGCCCAUCCUCUUCCCACAGGAUGCCUACUUCAUCACUUUCAUGCUGCUCUUCGCUGUAUCCAACGGUUAUCUGAUGUCCCUCACCAUGUGCCUGGCGCCCAGGCAGGUGCUACCACACGAGAGGGAGGUGGCUGGCACGCUCAUGACCUUCUUCUUGGCCCUGGGGCUCUCCUGUGGAGCCGCCUUUUCCUUCCUCUUCAAGGCUCUGCUCUGAAGUGUUCCGUCCAGGGCUCGCCCACAGCUCUCUCCUCGCUGCCCCUUCGGAGCUGAGACCCCAACGCAGGGGGAAUGGCGAGCCAGGUUCAAGCCUCUGCUGGGCGGGGGCCCCUUGGUCUGGAGGUGCCAGGAGGAGGUGGGGUGCUGCUCUCCUUCCCUGGCUGGUGUCCACUUGGGAGCUGCAAGGAAAAAUUCACCAGCGGUCAUUCUGACCCUCCCCCAGGAAUGGAGCCAACACACGGAGACGGACUGUUUAGAGACGCACAAGACCUCAUCCCAAGGGCGCCAAUCAGGGAAAAGAGGGCCAAGAGUAUAUCUGUUAAUUUCAAGAAAUGCACUUGCUAACCUGUGGGGAUCGGAGGCCACCAGUGGGGUCUUGCCAAGGGUGUGGCUGGUGGGGCCC